AUGUGGAUUUUACCGCUCAUCGGCUACGUCGGUGCCAUCGUCGGCUUCUGCUUCCUCACGCUCGCCAUCGCGUCCGGGCUCUACUACCUGUCGGAGCUCGUCGAGGAGCACACGGUGAUUGUGAAGCGACUCCUGACGCGCUUGAUAUACACCAUCAUCGUCGUGCAGCUUCUUCUGUGGCUCUUCGAUGGCUUCCCUUUCUGGUCGACGAUGCUCGGCAUUGCCGCUCACGUCGUCUACCUGGGCAACAUGCGACGCUUUCCCUUUGUCCGCCUAACCGAUCCGCUCUUCCUCUUGUCGUGUGUCAUCGUCCUCGCCGACCACUACGUGUGGUUCAAGUACUUCUCUGGCAGCCAAGCGCGGGCCCUGCAGCGAUCGUCGUACCUCACCGCCGCCGACGUGCCGAGCUUCACCAUGAUUGCCUCGUACUUUGGCCUCUGCGUGUGGCUGGUACCCUUUGCGCUCUUCGUCAGCCUGUCGGCGAGUGACAACGUCCUUCCCACCAUCGGCACGGAGCCGGUGCGCGGCAUGGACGGCAAGCCGAAACCCCAGGGCAUGGUCAAGGCCGUGGUGGACUACGUGCGCGGCGCCAUCGGCGAGAUUGCGAGCGCAGCUGGCAUAGGACGAUGA
This is a messenger RNA of Drechmeria coniospora, 630 nucleotides long. RefSeq names its product DUF396 domain protein. Gene Ontology annotation, biological process: endoplasmic reticulum to Golgi vesicle-mediated transport. Lineage: Eukaryota; Fungi; Ascomycota; Sordariomycetes; Hypocreales; Ophiocordycipitaceae. The coding region runs from base 1 to 630 and encodes 209 amino acids. Gene Ontology annotation, cellular component: COPII-coated ER to Golgi transport vesicle; endoplasmic reticulum membrane; Golgi membrane. The transcript is spliced from 2 exons. The record is from RefSeq and is a predicted model, not a curated record. Gene Ontology annotation, molecular function: COPII receptor activity.